This is a messenger RNA of Brugia pahangi, 738 nucleotides long. The record is from the annotation of a GenBank genome assembly. Lineage: Eukaryota; Metazoa; Nematoda; Chromadorea; Rhabditida; Onchocercidae.
AUGUAUUCGAUCUAUUUCUUCUUCUUCUUCCUUCAAUUGAGCAAUAUUCAAACUACCGUAGCGCAAACGGAUCAAACAGAACCGUUGGAUUUAUCAAUAUCGAAAAUAAAAAAGGAAAAGAGCGAAUCCCAAGGAUUAUCAGUGGAGACAGAAAGUGAUGGACGAAUAAAACUACUUGAACGGCUCCUUCCAAUCGAAACACUGAUGGAAGUAAUGGAAUUAUCAAAGCAAAAAAAAAGCACAAGAAAGAAACAACGCUGUAAUAUAUGUCAGAAGGAAGUGGUAAACAUAAAAGACCAUAUGAUGACUCAUACCGGUGAGAAGCCGUACAGUUGUUCGAUAUGUAAAAAAAGUUUCACUCAGUUCGGGAAUAUGAAAAUACAUAUGAUGAUUCAUACUGGUAAAAAGCAGUAUAGUUGUUCGAUAUGCAAAGAGAAUUUCACUCAGUAUGGGGGUAUGAAAAAACAUAUGAUGACUCAUACCGGUAAGAAGCCAUACAGUUGUUCGAUAUGCAAAAGGGGUUUCGCUCAGUUAGGGAAUAUGAAAAGGCAUAUGAUGACACAUACUGGCGAGAAGCCGUACAGUUGUCCCGUGUGUGAAAAGAAAUUCACACAAAAGCACAGUUUGAAGUCACACAUCGUAGUUCAUGGCACAAAUAGAACUGCUUAUCAUUGCACUGUAGGCAAUAAAGAUUUCCGGACCAAACGUAGCUUGAAAUUGCACAUGCACAGUCAUUAA